AUGGACCAGCGGCAGGAGCGGGACCGGCGGCGGACGCUGCUGCUGGUGAACCUGGCGUCCAUCAUGGAGCGCGCCGACGAGGCUCUCCUGCCGGCGGUGUACCGGGAGGUGGGCGCCGCGCUGCACGCCACCCCCGCGGGGCUCGGCGCCCUCACGCUCUGCCGCUCCGUCGUGCAGGCAGCCUGCUACCCGCUCGCCGCCUACGCCGCCGCGCGCCACAACCGCGCGCGCGUCAUCGCCGUCGGGGCCUUCCUCUGGGCCGCCGCCACCUUCCUCGUCGGCGUCUCCGACACCUUCUUACAGGUUGCAAUCUCACGAGGCCUGAACGGCAUCGGCCUGGCUCUGGUGGUGCCCUCGAUCCAGUCCCUGGUCGCAGACUCCACCGACGACGGCACGCGCGGCUCGGCGUUCGGCUGGCUGCAGCUCGCCAGCAGCCUCGGCCUCAUCUCCGGAGGCUUCGUCGGCCUGCUGCUGGCGCAGACCACGGUCCUCGGGAUCGCCGGCUGGCGCAUCGCCUUCCACCUCGUGGCUGCCAUCAGCAUCGCCGUCGGGAUCCUCAACUGGUUCUUCGCCGUCGACCCCCACUUCCCCGCCGGCGACGACAGCACCACCGCCAACCACCAGCGCGACGGCAAGCAGCCGGCCACCGCGCGGGAGGUCGUGGCGGAGAUGAUCGAGGAGGCCAAGUUCGUGGUGCGGAUCCCCACGUUCCAGAUCUUCGUGGCGCAGGGUGUCAGCGGCUCGUUCCCGUGGUCGGCGCUCUCGUUCGCGUCCAUGUGGCUGGAGCUCAAAGGGUUCAGCCAUGGCGACACCGCCGUCCUGAUGACCAUCUUCUGGGUCGCGAGCUCCCUCGGCGGCCUGCUCGGGGGGAAGAUGGGCGACUUCCUCGCCGUGAGGUACCCCGACGCCGGCAGGAUCGUGCUCUCCCAGAUCAGCCCCCUCUCGGCGGUGCCCAUGGGCGCCGUGCUGCUGCUGGGCCUCCCCGACGACCCGUCCAAGGGCGUCUCCUACGCCGUUGUCCUGUUCGUCAUGGGCUUGCUAAUGUCCUGGAACGGUCCCGCCACGAACUUCCCUAUUUUUGCGGAGAUCGUCCCGGAGAAGUCAAGAACAAGUAUCUAUGCCCUUGACCGAUCAUUCGAGUCAGUGCUAUCAUCCUUUGCCCCUCCAAUCGUUGGUCUCUUGGCUCAGCGUGUCUAUGGUUACAAGCCAAACGAUAAGGGGGAGAGUGUUCAACAAGAUCGGGAGAACGCCGCCUCCCUGGCCAAGGCGUUGUACACUUCCAUAGCGAUACCGUUCAUACUCUGCACGGCCAUAUACUCGUUCCUGUACUGCAGCUACCCCCGGGACAGGGAGCGUGCGCGGAUGCAGUCCCUGAUCGAGUCGGAGCUGCAGCAGAUGGAGCACGAGAGCACUUGCCUAGAAGAUGGUGAUGCCCGGCCCAAGGUCUUCGCCUUGGCGAAUGAUGGUGAAAGAGCUACCAUUGGUGUUACCUAUGACCAUAAGGAGGCUCCCGAGGGUGAGAAGGACACUGUGAGCCUGUUGGCGAACCGGGAAUCAUGAUAGGAAUUGGGGUCUCCAACCGAGGCAUUGUUGUAUUGAUGUUUCAAAAUGGAUCAGACAAGCAGUCCGUGUUAGACAAAGCUCGU
Molecule: messenger RNA, 1646 nt
Organism: Setaria italica (foxtail millet)
Lineage: Eukaryota; Viridiplantae; Streptophyta; Magnoliopsida; Poales; Poaceae
Exons: 3
Coding region: 1-1560 (519 amino acids)
Biological process (GO): transmembrane transport
Cellular component (GO): membrane
Molecular function (GO): transmembrane transporter activity
Source: RefSeq, a predicted model, not a curated record